This is a messenger RNA of Trichobilharzia szidati, 1409 nucleotides long. NCBI's taxonomy places the organism in Eukaryota, Metazoa, Platyhelminthes, Trematoda, Strigeidida, Schistosomatidae. The record is from the annotation of a GenBank genome assembly.
CUUUAAAUGAGACCAUUGAUGACGAUAAUACUACGAGACAGUCAAGUUCAACUUGACCAUUUCCAUACUCUGAGUCAUACUGAUGCCAGUCCAUUGAAACAACAAAUGAGUCAUCUAGAAUUGACUACUUCACUGUUAACCAAGUCACCUGAUCUAGUUGUAUCAACUAAACUACACAAGAUAAUCAGUAGUACUAGUAGAUCAACUGUUCAUGAUACUAAUACCAAUACUAAUGAUGACCAGACGCCUCUGAGUGAGAAUUAUGAAGAACGUUCAAGUCGAAUUUGUAAACAAGAUACAGUAAAUCUCAUAGAUCCAGAUGAAUCGAUCAGUGUAUGGUUGAAUGGACCAAGUUUACCACAACUACUCUGUUAUCUAUGGAGAUGGGAAGAAAGGAGGAUAAGACGAAUGAAAGAACAAAAAUCUAAAGUUGAUGAACAAACCAAAGUUGAAAAUGAGAAGAGAAGUGACAACAACUGUCCAUCGUCAAGAUCAGAAUCCAAAUGUGACAGUCUCAGAAUGAAUAUUUACGCUUUAUUUUUAAGAUUAGGCUUUAAUACUCAUGAGAAUCUUACACCAAAGGAUCAGAUUACCCUGGAAAAAAUUGAAUCAUAUCUUGAUUUAAAGGUUGCUGAAGUAUGGACCGAUAUGCAGUUGGAAUUCAAUGAAACAGACUUUAGACCAAUUACACCGGAUCAGCAAAUGUUAUCAUGCAUUUCAAACUGGUGUAAAAAACAACUUGACAAUUUACAAAGUAGACAACAGAAAAUAUUAAAAUCUUCAAAAGAUGCUGAAUUAAGCGAAGAACAGAAUUAUUAUUCAUCAAUCAGAAAAAUUAUCCGAAAUCAUGAAUACGCCUUGAACAGUUUUAAUGAUUAUCUGGCAAGAACAUCAAAUUACGAAUAUUUAAAACAAGCACGUCAGAAACAGCUAUCAGCAAUUGAUGCAUCACGUAUUGGUGGACAGUUGAAUAAGGCAAAACAACAUUUAGACGGCGACAGUUCAUUGAAAUCAUCAUUAGAAUCUAAUGAAGAUGUACAGAAGAAUGGUCCUACUGAAAGGGAAGUCAAACAUCAUCCUCACCAUCAUCAUCACCAUCAACAUCAUAACCAUCGUACUGAAGUUGUUAUACCAAGUAAUAUUUCAAUUCAUGGGAAAGAAUCUACAGCUUAUCAUAAAACAGAUAUUGACAAGCUGAAUGUAACGGCCUUUUGUUCACAAUCAGUUACAAUCGAUUCAACACCGAAACAUUUAUUUAUGCAUCCAACAAAAAUGGAAGAAGAACUACUCAAGGUUAUCGAAUCGAAACAAUCUCAAAUGACCAAUAAAAGUGAUGAAGAUUGUUUAAACUGAUUAGUCGACGAAUUAAUAAUCAAUAAUAGUAAUAAUUAGGAGGCAGAAAUGAAAAC